Messenger RNA from Trichosporon asahii var. asahii CBS 2479, 2244 nucleotides. RefSeq names its product pre-mRNA splicing factor. The record is from RefSeq and is a predicted model, not a curated record. Bases 1 to 2244 code for a protein of 747 amino acids. NCBI's taxonomy places the organism in Eukaryota, Fungi, Basidiomycota, Tremellomycetes, Trichosporonales, Trichosporonaceae. The transcript is spliced from 4 exons. Gene Ontology annotation, molecular function: RNA binding. Gene Ontology annotation, cellular component: intracellular anatomical structure; spliceosomal complex.
AUGUCGGAACCUCCCGCUAAGCGAUCAAAACCCUCCAGCGGUGCGAGCACUCCCGCUGAGAACCCCUACCUCGCCCACAUGAACGACAAGAACGGAUCCUCCUCGAGCAAUGGUGUCAAGAACCCGCUUGCCGGCCUUGUGCCGCGCAAGGUCACGGCUGACCAGGCCAAGGCGAUCAUGGACGCGGACGUGAACCCGUUCAAGGGCCUCGCGCCCUUCAGCGCGGGCUACCGCAAGAUCCUGGAGGUGCGCAAGAACCUGCCGGUGUACGACAAGAUGGACGAGUUCCUUAAGGUGUUCAGCAAGAACCAGAUCACGGUGAUGGAGGGCCAGACGGGAUCGGGCAAGACGACGCAGAUCCCGCAGUUCGUGUGCUACGCCGACAUGCCGCACCUCCGUGGCAAGAUGGUGGCGUGCACGCAGCCGCGUCGUGUUGCUGCGAUGAGUGUUGCGAAGCGUGUUGCCGACGAGAUGGACGCUCGGCAAGCAGGUCGGUUACAGCAUCCGUUUCGAGGACAUGACGGAGCCGGGAACGACCUUCCUCAAGUACAUGACGGACGUACGAUCAUUCUUGACGAGGCGCACGAGCGUACCCUCGCCACCGACAUUCUGAUGGGCCUUCUGAAGGACAUUGCGAAGCAGCGCCCGGAUCUCAAGAUCAUUGUCAUGUCCGCCACGCUUGAUGUCGACAAGUUCGCCAACUACUUCGGUGACAACCAGCCCGGUGGCAAGGCGCCGAUCGUCAAGGUGUCUGGACGUACCUUCCCCGUCGAGACCUUCUUCACGCAAGAGCCGGAGCAGGACUACGUUGAGGCAGCCAUCCGCACUGUGCUGUUCAUCCACCAGGCCGAGGACGAGGGUGACGUGCUCCUCUUCCUGACGGGUGAGGAAGAGAUUGAGGACGCGUGUCGAAAGAUCCGAGCCGAGGGAGAAGAGCUGGCGAACAAGGGCAUGGCUGGCCCGCUCCUUGUCGUGCCGCUGUACGCCUCUCUCCCGCCGCACCAGCAGCAGCGUAUUUUCGACCCCGCCCCGCCGCCGAGCCGCGACGGUCUACCCGGCCGCAAGGUCGUCGUGUCGACCAACAUUGCCGAGACGUCGCUCACAAUCGACGGUAUCGUGUAUGUCGUGGACCCGGGUUUCUGCAAGCAGAAGGUGUACAACCCGCGUAUCCGUGUCGAGUCGCUGCUCGUCACGCCGAUCUCGAAGGCGAGUGCGAACCAGCGUGCGGGCCGUGCCGGUCGUACGCGCCCGGGCAAGUGUUUCCGCCUCUACACCGAGAAGGACUUUGUCAAGGAGCUCGAGGACGCAACGCACCCCGAGAUCCUCCGCUCGAACCUGGCCAACACGGUGCUCGAGCUGCUGAAGCUGGGCAUCAAGGACCUGGUCCACUUCGACUACAUGGACGCGCCCGCGCCGGAGACGAUCAUGCGUGCGCUCGAGCUGCUGCACUACCUCGCCGCGCUCGACGACGAGGGCAACCUCACGCCGCUCGGCGAGAUCAUGGCCGACAUCCCGCUCGACCCGCAGCUGGCCAAGAUGCUGAUCGUCUCGCCCGAGUUCGGGUGCAGCAACGAGAUGCUCUCGCUCGCCGCCAUGCUGUCGGUGCCCAACGUCUUCCUCCGCCCCGCCAACCAGCGCAAGGAGGCCGACAUGGCCAAGGCGCAGUUUACGCACCCCGACGGCGACCACCUGACGCUCCUCAACGUGUACCACGCCUACAAGGCGAAUGGCGGCGACAAGAACUGGUGCUGGAACAACUACCUUAAUGCGCGCAGCUUGGUGCAGGCCGACAAUGUGCGCACGCAGCUGAAGCGCAACAUGGAGAAGUUUGACCUCGAGCUCGUGUCCACCGCGUUCGAGGACAAGAACUACUGGAACAACAUCCGGCAGGCGCUCACGUGCGGCUUCUUCAUGCAGGUCGCGCACAAGGAGGGCGAGCGCGGUUCCUACUCCACCAUCAAGGACAACCAGGUCGUCCGCCUCCACCUCUCCUGCGGCCUCGACCACACCCCCGAGUGGGUUCUGUACAACGAGUUUGUCCUCACCACCGCCAACUUUAUCCGUACCGUUACCGAGGUCCGUCCCGAGUGGCUCCUCGAGUACGCGCCCCAGUACUUUGACCCCGAGUCGUUCCCCGAGAAGUCGGAGGCUAGGCGCGCGCUUGAGCGCGUCAUCGCCAAGAAGUCGGGAAAGGUCCGCUCCAACGACAAGAAGGACAAGAAGAAGCGCAAGGAGCGCGCUUAA